AUGGACAAGUCUUCACGGGGAAAUCCCGGUCCUGCUGGAAUUGGUGGAGUUGGUAGAGAUAGCUUGGGUACUAUUCAGUUUCUUUUUAAUGUUUAUAAAGGUCAUCAUACUAAUAAUUUGGUGGAGGAUCUCACUAUUUUAUAUGCUAUGGAGCAUGCUUGUGCUCUUGGCUGGGGUAGGGUCAUUUGUGAAUCAGAUUCACAGGUGGUGGUGCACUUGUGGUCUCGACAAUAUUUAGAGAAUGUUAGUUGGUGUUUAUCUUUGGUUGUUAACCAAAUUCAUGAUUUGUGUGCUUCUUUGGAUUCGGUUUCUUUUAUUCAUAUUCCUCGAGAGUGGAAUGGAGUUGUGGAUUGUCUGGCCAAAUGGGCUUCUGAUCACAUGCAUAACUAG
Messenger RNA from Cryptomeria japonica (Japanese cedar), 390 nucleotides. RefSeq lists its product as uncharacterized. NCBI's taxonomy places the organism in Eukaryota, Viridiplantae, Streptophyta, Pinopsida, Cupressales, Cupressaceae. The transcript has a single exon. The coding region runs from base 1 to 390 and encodes 129 amino acids. The record is from RefSeq and is a predicted model, not a curated record. Gene Ontology annotation, molecular function: nucleic acid binding; RNA-DNA hybrid ribonuclease activity.